CCAUGGAGAGAGCUUGUAAUAAGAUUUUUCAUUUUAUCUCAUUAUUGGCGUAAUAAAUAAGUGAAACUAAUAAUUUCAUCAUGUCAAUGAUGAAACGCAAGACAAUCUAUGUGCUAGAUCAUAAUGGUAUCACAUUGUCCUGCUAACAUCUACCAAAACGAAAUAUAUUUGUAUUUUAUUACUUGUUUUUUUAGCAUUUCAGAAUGAAUGGAGGAAUGGAGCAUAAAACUCCAGGACACAAUGCAGUGCUCCACAAAGCACCCAAAAACUAUAAACUGCUUAUGGACCCAUUUCUUAUGAAGGGAGCUACUAAACUGUAUAGAUAUGAUGGUUGUGUACCUGGAGAUUCCACUUAUCCUCCUGUACAAUGCAGAGAUCCUCGGUCACAGCUCUCAAGAAUAUGGAAUAGAUUAGAACCAGCAGAUUUACCAGUUCCUAGGUUUAAAAUAGAUAAAAAUUAUGUGGGUACUCCACCUCUGCUAGAAAUAACUAUAGGAAAUCUUAAUGACAACAUAGAUAGAGGAUUUUUAGCAGACAUGAUGAACAAAGUGGGCCCGUAUGAGGAAUUGACAAUAUUUUAUCAUCCACUAACAAACAGGCAUUUGGGAUUUGCAAGAGUAGUAUUUCAGGAUGUUAAAUAUUCAAAGUUGUGUAUAGACAAGUAUAAUGGCAAGUCUGUUAUGGGCCAGGUGCUUGAUGUCUUCCAUGAUCCGUUUGGCAAGCGCUGCCAAGAGAUGUUCGAGGAUAAGACUAUGGAGAAGAAGGUGCACAUGUCGAUGCCUCUAGCCAAGCCUCCAUUGCUCGUUGAAGAUGUGAGGGCACAGAAGUUGGACCCAACACUCAGCAAGCGGUUAGAGGAGACGAAAAUUGUUGAAAAGGAGCCGUACCCUCCUCGCUUCAAAGACGUGGAGCACAGUGACAGCAACACGCGGUGGUCGGACGAAGAGCGCGAGUACCGCCACCGCUACCGCAGCCGCGGCGACCGCGAUCGAGACCGGGACCGGGACCGGGAUAGGGACCGAGAGCGUGAUAGAGACCGUGACCGCGACCGCGAGCGGGAGAAAGAGCGUGAUAGAGGGGAUAGGGAGAGGCACCGAGAGCGGCACAGUCGCGUCGUGAGCGAGACCGAGUCUACGUAUACGUCGUCGAGCCACCCGCCUGAAGUUCCGUAUACGCCGGCUGGUCCGGUGCCCUACGACUCCUACUACCAGUCCAGCUACAGCUACACUUACGGCGCGGGCGCACCCGGCGGCAGCGGCAUGGCUUGGUGGGGCGACUGGCGGCACCCGCACCACACUGCCCACCACCACUCGCACGAGCCGCCGGUGGACACCAAGAUCGUGGAGGCGGCGGAGGCGCGGCCACCAGAUGACGUUGUGGACAGCAAGGAGCCCGAACCAAAGCCGCCGCCGCCUGCUGACGAGCCCAAGAACGUGGAUCUUGACACCAGAAUAGCAAUGUUGCUCAAAGGCGCAAGCGGGGGCGGAGGCCUGGCGCCUCCCUUCCUAGCGCUGGGUAUAUCGUCUGAAGAGGAAGACGACGAGAGGAUCCCGGCCAACAUACCAGACCUCGAUGCUCCCCAGCCGCCCUCGGAUGAUGACGGGUCCGGUAGUGAAGAUCGGAACAGUAUAAUAUCAAUAAACCCGAAGAAAGACAUCGACCCGGAACCGCUAUCAAACACGCCUUCUCCGUACCUAUCUCGGGAGUUCUACCUUGAGUGCCUCAAAGUGACUGUUGAAUGGAAGUCAAAGAAGGAGGAGCGGCGGCGCUUCCCAGCUAUGGACAAAAUCGGUUCCGACAUUUCGUCGUCGGAAGAUGAGCUACUGACUGGCGACGAGCCGCGUCGAUCGCCGCUCGCGCCGCCCGAUAAGGAACGCGACAACUUGGAUGACGACCAGAUGUCGCUGUCCUCGCUGUCGUCGACGGAGGCCAAGAUCGAGGAGCAGGUGCCCGCGGAAGCGUACUACGGGCCGCCGCCUGCGCACCCGCACUACUAUCAACCCGUGUGGCCGCCCACCGCGUACCCGCCUCCAGCGUACGGCGCGCCGGACAUGUCUUUAGCAUACGGUGGCGCAUUCGCGGCGCCUCCCAUCCUGCCGCACCACUACCAGCCGUAUCCGGAGCCCGCUGUGACGCAGCAGGAACUGGACAACCCGUACUACCCAACAAUAAACAGCAUAAUCGAGCGGGUGACGUCAGAACUGAAGCACAUCCUGAAACGGGAUUUCAACAAGAAGAUGAUCGAAAGCACCGCGUUCAAGAGUUUUGAACAAUGGUGGGACGAGCAGAGUCGAAAGGCACGCUUAGCCAAACCUAAGGAGGAGGCGGGACAACCUGGCGAACCGCUUAAAGACAUAUCAAACAAGAAAGAAGAGACCGCAGUGGACUCAAUAAAAUCCAUCAUGGAGUCUCGAGACCUCGGUCUAGAGCUGGGAGGCUACAGCAUCGGCAUAGGGCUGGGUCUUCGCGCCGCAAUCCCCAAGAUGCCCAGCUUCCGACGCAAACGGAAGAUUCCCUCGCCCGUUGUUAUGGACGAGGACUCUUCCAAGAGGCUGAGCGAUCAGGAGGAGAUGGUGCAGAAUUCGGACGAGGAGAAGGAGGUGCCGUCGGCCAGCCCGCACAACAGGAACGCCGGCUCGUACCUGUCGCGGAGCCGCCGGAGGCAGUCCAGCAGUUCUUCCAGGUCAUCAUCGUCGUCAUCAAGCCGGUCGUCGUCAUCAUCAGGCUCGGAGCGCAAGCCGGCCGCGCCGCGGAUAUAUUCAGAUACCGAUGACGACUCGGAAAUCGACGAGUCACAGGUAUUCAAGGUGGUAUCAAACAAGGAGAGGCUGCGGCGGGUGUAUUCUUCAUCAGACAGCGAAGAGGAACAACGGCGGCGCGAGAAGACUCCCAUCCCCGACGUCGACGCGUUCGAAGUGGACGAGCGCCUGUCGCCCGCGCGCUCGCCGCCGCGCGACACGCUGCUCGACCGCAUCUACUCCGACUCCGAGGAGGAGCGCGAGUACCAGGUCAGUCAGGCAGUCAGUCAGUCAGACAGCGAGCAGGAACAACGGCGGCGCGAGAAGACUCCCAUCCCCGACGUCGACGCGUUCGAAGUGGACGAGCGCCUGUCGCCCGCGCGCUCGCCGCCGCGCGACACGCUGCUCGACCGCAUCUACUCCGACUCCGAGGAGGAGCGCGAGUACCAGGAAAGAAGAAGAAGAAAUACGGAGUAUAUGGAGCAAAUCGAACGGGAGUUCUUCGAGGAGCAACAGAAAAGUUUGGAGACGAAUACGACGCGCCCGCAGCCCGAGAAACCACCCGACGAAAGUAUACCAGAACCGAAGAAGAAAGAAGAGGAAGUCACGAAUGCAGUCAAAAACCAUCUCAAAUCACCCGAAAAGAAAGAGACGAAGAGAGAACCCAAACCGGAAGUGGAAGAGGGAGAGAUUACGUCCGAAGAGGAGCCCCAGCCGGCGCGGAGGAAGAAGGAAAAGCGAAAGACCAAGAAGACCGAGAAGAGACAGAGGAUAGUGUCCGUCAGCGACCACAGCAACACGGAGACCACCGUCAGCGUCAAUGGGGUUAAAGAGGCGAGCAGUGCACAAUCAGAGACGUGGUCACCCGCGUCGCAAGCAUCGCAGGCCUCCCAGGCGUCGCAGGUGGCGCUCGACCACUCGUACUGCCGCCCGCCGCCCGACGCGGGCACCAGGCGCGCCUCCAACCAUCUGCAGCACGACCAUGGUACGCUGAUCAUACGGGCUGUUUCACAAUGGCAGGCGUCCAGGUGGCGCUCGACCACUCGUACUGCCGCCCGCCGCCCGACGCGGGCACCAGGCGCGCCUCCAACCAUCUGCAGCACGACCAUGGUGGCGCUCGACCACUCGUACUGCCGCCCGCCGCCCGACGCGGGCACCAGGCGCGCCUCCAACCAUCUGCAGCACGACCAUGGCGUCCAGGUGGCGCUCGACCACUCGUACUGCCGCCCGCCGCCCGACGCGGGCACCAGGCGCGCCUCCAACCAUCUGCAGCACGACCAUGCAUACGGGCUGUUUCACAAUGGCAGGCGUCCAGGUGGCGCUCGACCACUCGUACUGCCGCCCGCCGCCCGACGCGGGCACCAGGCGCGCCUCCAACCAUCUGCAGCACGACCAUGGUACGCUGAUCAUACGGGCUGUUUCACAAUGGCAGGCGUCCAGGUGGCGCUCGACCACUCGUACUGCCGCCCGCCGCCCGACGCGGGCACCAGGCGCGCCUCCAACCAUCUGCAGCACGACCAUGGUUACACUUGGAUGGAAGAACCGGAGAGCGAAGCGCCGGCGGUGGAAGAAGCGAAACUUAAGAAGGACGCCAAGCGGCCCUACAAGCGGAAACACGAGACCAAGAAGCUGGCAGAGAUACAGAACAAGCUUUACUCGCCGCGCUCGGACUACUCGCAAGUGGUGUACCCGGACGUGACGUACAAGCCGCGCGACAUCAUGGCCGAAAUGCACGUCAUGUACGAGUUCCUCACGCGCGGCGUCGACCGCGAGGACGUGGAGCACCUGCGCCGCGCCUACCACGCGCUCCUCGACCAGGACGCGGGCUACUGGCUCAACGACACGCACUGGGUCGAGCACCCGCCCACCGACCUCAGCUACACGCCGCCGCGCAAGAAGUCCAAGCGCCACAACAACAUCUACGAGGACCUGCAGGGCCACUCGAGCGGGUCAGCUCGUACAGAAGGCUACUACAAGAUGGACGCGCGGCUGAAGGCCAAGUACAAGUACCACCACGGGCGCGCCGCCGCGUCCGCCGCGCUGCACGCCGCGCCCGACGACAAGAUGAAGAAGAUGCAGGGCCUCUCGCGCGAGGCGCGCUCCAACCAGCGGCGGCUGCUCACUGCUUUUGGUACAGAUACGGAUUCAGAUUUACUGAAGUUCAACCAACUGAAGUUCAGGAAAAAGCAGCUCAAGUUUGCCAAGUCUGGCAUCCACGACUGGGGACUGUUUGCUCAGGAGCCGAUAGCGGCCGACGAGAUGGUGAUCGAGUACGUGGGGCAGAUGAUCCGGCCGAUCGUGGCGGACGUGCGCGAGGCGCACUACGAGGCCACCGGCAUCGGCAGCUCGUACCUGUUCCGCAUCGACCUCGACACCAUCAUCGACGCCACCAAGUGCGGCAACCUGGCGCGGUUCAUCAACCACAGCUGCAACCCAAACUGCUACGCGAAGAUAAUAACGAUAGAGUCUCAGAAGAAGAUCGUGAUAUACUCGAAGCAGCCGAUCGGCGUGGACGAGGAAAUCACGUACGACUACAAGUUCCCUCUAGAAGACGAGAAAAUCCCGUGUCUGUGCGGCGCGACUCAGUGCCGCGGCUUCCUCAACUAAACUUGAGAAUGGAGGGAGUAACACUCUGGCUAUCUCUUUGGCACUGGUGUUUGGGCAUGUUGCAUUAUUACACGACUUUAAAUCUGUCGGCUUAUGUCAAGACAAUUACGGUCCGGUUUUCAGACCGCUAAUUUCUAAAAAACAACACUAUGUAUAUUUUUAUGUUAUUUAUUACAGAGACAACAUUUCUUUUUAAAUAUGUGUUUUUGAUAUUAUGAUUUUGACGACGAAACAUUUAUUUAUUGCAAAAAAUUUUAAAUUGCACUUUGCCACAUUACAAAAUAUUUGCCGAUUCAGCCAAAACCUACGCCUUCCAAUAGAUUAACAAUAACGCCCCAAUUCAGAUUCUCUUUGUAAUAGUUAAGGAUAUAAAUGAUUCAUGAGAUCAUCGGCGCGACCCUUGUCAUUGUACUCGUGCAUACUAAGCACUUUGAAUUUAAGCACUUAGGCUUAAUUUCAACAAUAAAUAAAUAUUCAUUCAUAUUUUUACAAGUCCCAUAAUCCCGUGUGUUUAUUGGUAAACGUAUUAUCAAUAAAUAACUAAGACCGAACGAACCGUGCAGUGUUGUUGGUUGUGGAUUACUGCCGCUGGAGGAAUGAUCUCUAGUUAUUGUCUUUAUCACAAUGAUCGUAGGGUCAAAAGUUGUAUAAUAUAAUCGGUUAGUCAAUACAUCCAAGUUUUACUCACUGACAUAUUUGAAUAAGUGAAAUAGUAAAGGAGGGGGCGCUAAAGCCAGAUUUUGUAGUCACUAAAAUAGGUUUAAUCCUCAGAAAAUAUGCACAAGUGUUCAUUCAUAAAAUAUUAAGAGCCAUUUUACAUUUUCGUGCGAAUUUCUAAGAUUUUGGAAGCAUGAAUUACUAUCUUAAGCAACACCUAGAGAUUAUUUAAUAACUGCGAAAGAUAGGUCAAUCCUUGGUGUUGACCAUUAAUGAAACGGAUUUACUAAAACUCUUUUGCUUAAUUCACAGUGCCCCAUCUCCCACAACCAUUUUACGGAAAAAUUGCCGCAGACUCAUUUUCAAAGUCCUGUAUCUAUUAUUUAUACUCAUAUAAUAAGCUUAAAAAUAUAUAGUAAUCAUCGGACAUAUAUUCUUGUAGUCCAUUAAUGAAAUAGAUUCUUGAAUUUCAUUACCAUUAUUGAGUAAAAUCUAAAAAUAAUUUGCCAAAUUUGAAGAUUAACGUCACAUUUUGAUCGUGGUUUUUGGUUUAAAAACACAGCAAUAACUGGAACAAAAGUAUCCCAAAAUAAAGAAUAUUCAUUGUAGAAUUGAUUUCUACAGUUAUUGUUUAAAUAUUAGUAACAACUUUGUCAAAAUAUUGAUGUGAAUAUCAGUAUAAAUUACAAUGCGCAAGCCGACAUCGAUUAGUAUGGCGCGAGCGCCCGUCAAGGCAGGACCUGUGUCAUUUUUCCCGCCGUGACGUUUACGUGCGUUCGUGUCGUAAAGCGGUGAUUUGUACGGCGACCAAAUACAUUUGAUACUAUGCCGAGAGGCUGUUUCGAGUCGGCCGGCCGAGCAGAAAUUGAAAUGAUGAAUUUUAAUUUCUUUGACGGAUCUGGGUGUAACUAUGUAUAAUAUGUAGGUACCAUGUAUUUAAUUUAAUAAAUAAAUUAUAAAAAAGUAUAUCCAUUAUGCUAGCACCCUUAACAUAAGCAUAUUGGUUGCCUACUUUUGGACUAGAUGGCGCUGUGAAAUUGUUCAAAGAUUUGUUUAUUUAUUUAUCCGCUUUGAGUUUUGUUUCGUGAAGAAGAAAAAGAAGCGUUUUGUUUCGAGGGGGAAGUUUUGUUGUUAAAUCUAUACUAAUAAAAGAGGAAAGAUUUAAUUGUUUGUUUGUUUGUUUGGAGGCAAUAGGCUCCGAAAAAUAAUUCUUUCACGAUUUAGAAUCCUAAUUUUUUUCUAUGUAGGCUAUAAAAUAUUUUCAAAAACUUUAGUACAAAAUCUUUGAUAAAAUUCCACGUUUAAUAAAUAAAUUAGAUAUAUUAAUACUUUUUUUUCAGUUCGAUUUUAGUACUUGUUUUUCAGAAAUUCUACGAUUUAACUAAACUUCUAGUGUUUAUAUUUUAUGCAUAAUUUAUUAACUUCUAAAAUAUACAUAUUAUUAUAUCCUAUUGAUAGAUGACGUGCUUCGUAUUUUAUUAAAAUUAUUACCUGACUAUGUUAAAAAGGUGUGGAAUGUUAUUUUGGAGAUAACUUGGUUCCAUAGAAAUAUAGAGAGAUGCUAAGUAAUGCGCUGAGUUCGAAACUCAGUGUCGUAUUAGAAAUUCACACACACAAAGAAAUCAAAUUAUGUGCUCAUUAUCCACUGCGGUGUCAGUAUUCAACGUUCGAAUAAUCUUUAGUACUAUGCAAGCAUUAUAAACUGUUUACAUAAUGACGUCGCUACUAAAUAAAUUAAUAAAUAUCUUUGGACAAUCUCACACAGCGCCAUCUAGCCCCAAAGUAAGCAAUUCAUAUGCUUGUGUUAUGGUAUGGGUGCUAGCUGAACGGAUAUACUACUUAUAUACUUUUUUUUUUAAAUACAUACAUAUUAUACAUAGUAACACCCAGACCCGUCACAGAAAUUAAAAUUCAUCAUUUCAAUUUCUGCCCGGCCGGGAAUCGAACCCGGGACCUCUCGGCAUAGUAGUCCGUUCUGAACCACUACACCAAACGGCCGACAGACGGCUACUGUCAUCAUUGCUUUCACAAGCAAUAUGUUCCAAUUUAUCCCUUGUCACAUUUCCCUUUAGUUUCUGUGAUCUGUGCUUGUUUCUAAGUUGAUAUCAAUGAAAUAUUCCUUAGUACUUUUGAUUUAUUUAUUUUUUAUUUUGUCACGUGUUUGAAAAAUCAAGGUCAGAUUACAAUAAAAUGACAAGUGAAAACGUAACAUUGCAUUGCAACUCGCAAUUUCGCAAUAUUGAUGAGGAGAUUCCAUUGGAAAGUCUGUAUUCAUUCCUAGGAUUCCCCUAACACCGUCAAAUUCAAGAGAAAUCAAGAGAGUGCAGUUUCCCAUCUCAUGCUUAGGGACCACGGUUUAAAAUAGUGUGGUUGCAUAGAGCCUGCAACGGGCAACCGCGGGCAGCUGCUCAUACUAAUUUUCGAUAAAAAGCAAGUGUUGGCGCCCUCACGAGUUUUAGCGGAGUUCCAUAUGGUAGCGGGAGUAGACUUAAUGGAAAUCUAUGCUUCUCCGACGAUCAGUUGUAUGUGGAAUACUCCAGAGUAUGCGCACACAAUAGCCUGGUGAUUUUAGCACCUGAAGAUUGUUUACAAAGAAAUCUGCGGCAGGUGUAGUGUUUUAGUUUUGUUUUAGAAAGAUCUCAUAAUUUUGUAAGUAUUCAAAUAUUUAAACAUAAUAAUUUGUAGAUUUUAUAUAAAAAAAUUUAAUCAUUUAUUUUAACAAAAUUAAUUUUCUUAAAAUAUUUUAAUUCUGUUAGAACCAUUUUCCACUUCAUCGCAGAAGAAGUCGCGGGCAAAAAGCUAGUAUGAAAUAUGUAGUAUUGCCCGCGGCUUCACCCGCUUGAAAUUUAGUUUGUCACAGAUCGUCAUAAAUUGUAGCCUAUACAUUGUUAUUCUGGUCGAUGCCAGGGAUAGAUGAGCGUCGCUGUCGCUGGCGACAGGGUCUUCUGGUUCAGGGUUCAUGGCGUAGGUCUCAGGCAAAAUGAAAUCCACUCGUAGAAAUUAAUAAACUCAGUGUAUUCACGAAAAUAAUUACUCACAGCACUAGAGUCGUAUCGGAACUGAGUGAACCAAAGGUCUUGCGAUAGGAACUUCCGAUCCGAGUGAUAGUUGAACACAAACUGCCUAGUACUGCUGUACUGUACUGUAAAGUUUCAUCAAAAUCUGUUCAGUAGUUUUUGCGUGAAAGUGUUACAAACAUCCAGACAUCCACACAAACUUUCGUAUUUAUAAUAUCAGUAAGACUAGUAAGAAGUAAGAUAAUAAGAUGAAUUAUUUUAGAUAAUUGUUUACUUAUAAUAAUAUUUAUUUAUUUAUUUCUUAGCUCUGUCUGAUAAUGGAUCUGGAGGAGAUGCAAUGGCCACCUCCGUAACAAAACAAUAGAACCCUAUGGAGUUUGGGCUUGUGUGAUUCGCCUUGACGAAUAUUUCGUAUCCAGGGCCCGAUGAUGGAGCUGUAAGGGGGCAGAUUUUUUUUUCACUAUGUGACUGUCUUUAUUUUGUACUUAAUAUAUAUUUUACAUAUUAUACCUAUUCGUGUUUCAUUAUGAAUCGAAAUAUAAAAGACUUAUUAAACUCUAUUAAAAAUUUAAAUUAAUUUAUCAAGUUUGAAUACCUCAUUCUACCUUAAAAUUAAUAACUUAAAUCAAGUCUUAAUACGGUCACGGCUCAAGAUUUUUUUGUCCAUUUCAGCGUUCUUUUUACUCUUUUGACGUUGCGUUGACAGCUUUUACCUAAAUUCGCGCGGAAUAUUUUUGUGAAAUGGCUCUUAAGUCAAAUUUUUUUCUGCUCCUGUCUUACUGUCUGUGGCUAUCUUUGUUCAUUGAUGAUGAAUUUUUAUCACUAUUAUCAAGCUAUUAUUCACAUUAUUUUGAAAAUACUUGUUUACUUACUCAAAGAAAUGAAUUUAAUUAUGUUUGUUGUAUGAUACGAGUGUAUCACAAGGCAUUUGGUUAUUUUGUAGAUAUUUAUAGCACCUCGGGGACAUUGUCUUAAUAAAUGAAUUUCAGUAGCGGCAACAUGAUAAUGCAUAGUAGUUAAUCAUCUGCGUAAUAAUAAUAACUAUAGUAAAACGAUUUCAUCGAUAGAUUAACCGGACUCUACCUCAAGCGCCGAUUAAUGUUUACUUCCCAGGGAAUAAACUAUUUGUCUAUCUCAAGUGAACCUACUCUGUUAACGACAAUUUGCGAAUACGCGUUACGCCGACGCAGUGGCAGCAGUUUCAGUGUGCCGCUGCCCGGCGAUAGAAUAAUCAUUUUAUAUAGAGACUAAAACGUGUGUGAUGUAUGAAUCUGAAGUGUGUACCUCUUGUAUUUAAUGUGGAAGCCCAGUGCAACUUGUGUAUGUAAAAGAUAAAUUAUCUACAACCCUUGUAUUAUACUAUUUCGACUGAGUCUAAAAUAUAAUUUGAUAGGCGUAGUUGUCGGAAGUAACUUGCUUUGUAAUUAUUUUGUGUUGUAUAUUGUUUGUGAAUAAAGAUCUCUGCUGUUAUAUCAGAUUUAUGUAGUACACUUUUCAAGUACACGACUAUGAUGAGGUUUGGUUUGCUGAAUGAUUUGUAUUGUGUCACUAAGUUUUCGUUUGUUAUUGAAACGGUUGCAUUGAAACCCUCGCUGGUGAUAACCGUUAUUUUAAGAGGGUACUGAAAUUGUAAUUAAAUUCAUAAGCUCGCGACCUUUUAAUCGCACUUCAUAUUAUGUAAUGUAAAAUGUAUAAGAUUGUAAAUAAAAGAUUCCAACAAUUUUAAA
Ostrinia nubilalis (European corn borer) is the source of this 10746-nucleotide messenger RNA. It is a transcript of the gene Set1, whose product is annotated as histone-lysine N-methyltransferase SETD1. The record is from RefSeq and is a predicted model, not a curated record. NCBI's taxonomy places the organism in Eukaryota, Metazoa, Arthropoda, Insecta, Lepidoptera, Crambidae. The coding region runs from base 204 to 5345 and encodes 1713 amino acids. Gene Ontology annotation, cellular component: Set1C/COMPASS complex. Gene Ontology annotation, molecular function: RNA binding; histone H3K4 methyltransferase activity; protein binding. The transcript has 30 exons.